Molecule: messenger RNA, 556 nt
Organism: Chaetomium strumarium
Lineage: Eukaryota; Fungi; Ascomycota; Sordariomycetes; Sordariales; Chaetomiaceae
Exons: 4
Coding region: 47-556 (169 amino acids)
Source: RefSeq, a predicted model, not a curated record
GGACUACCUGACGAAUUCCAUAUCAUCAAGUCUUCUAACUAACAAAAUGCUGAGUACAUCCAUCCUACUCAUCACCCUCGCCGCGACGGGUCUGGCACAGACUGCAGCACCAGAGGGCUAUCGUAAGGUGUACAUCACGUCCAAUGUGAACCCCAAAUUUGUCGUUGUGCCAAAGGCCGCCACGAGCGGGAGCACCGUUGUCGUGAAAACGCUCAACAACAAGCCGGAACAGCAGUGGUACAUCAAGGAUGGCACCAGCAAGAUCCAGCUGGUGGACAGCACCCUCUGCCUAGAUGGAGGCGCCCAGAACAACUGGCGGGAUAUGGGCAACAUUUACGUCAACACGUGCGCGGACGGCGUCGCUUCCCAGAACUGGCUGGUCAUAGGCGAUGGCCGCAUUGCGUUGGAGCCGACCAACAAGAAGCAGUGUAUCGAUCUGCAGUACAUGAGGGCCACCGAGAACAACCCCGUGGGACUCUACAACUGCGCCGGUUUGGGGAACACUGGCGCCGCCGAUAAGGGCAUCAACUGGCCCCUUGUCAACGUCACGGCCUGA